Molecule: messenger RNA, 1113 nt
Organism: Exophiala spinifera
Lineage: Eukaryota; Fungi; Ascomycota; Eurotiomycetes; Chaetothyriales; Herpotrichiellaceae
Exons: 2
Coding region: 1-1113 (370 amino acids)
Source: RefSeq, a predicted model, not a curated record
AUGAGCAGCAGUAUCACAAACCCCAACCAAUUCAAAGGGGAGUUCUUGCCCCACGAUUCCUUGCAAGCAGAACUGAAGACAUUGAACAUCUGCUUCAUUGCCGUGACUUCAGUCUUCAUUGGCAUACGGCUGAUCGUGCGGGCAUUCGUCGUCAAGCAUGUCGCCGCCGAUGACUAUCUUAUGGUAGCCGCUGGCUUGUUUGCCACAGCCUUCUCCGCCAUGGCUAUAGUUGGCGUACGAUAUGGCCUCGGCGAUCAUGUCUGGGAUCUGCCACAGGAUGCCGACCUCGUUGAGAAGAUUAAGAAAACAGUCCAGGUGAGCUUGCUGCUGCUGCUGCUGCUACUACCGCCCUACGCGAACACCUACUUACUAGAUCAGACACUAUGGAUCUGUCAAGUAAUGUACGUGACGGCAUUGAUGUUGGUCAAGAUCAGCAUCGUCGUGUCCUACAUUCGAGUCUUCCCCACGGCCACGUUCCGAAGAAUUAUGUACGCCCUCAGUGCAGCCAUCCUCAGCGUAUGGCUCUGCAGCAUCCUCGUCACCAUCUUCCAAUGCAAGCCAGUCGAGGGUGCAUGGGACUUUACCCUUCCCCGGAACUGCCUCCCAAUUGACAAGUUUUACUAUUUCUCGACGGCGUUCUCGAUCUUCACAGACUUUUUGCUCUGCACCUUACCGCUCCCUGUCUUCUGGAGGCUGAACUUGCCGCGGCGGCAGAAGUACGUCGUGUCUCUGCUCUUCGCCAUCGGCCUCUUCGCCACCGUCGCCUCGGCAUUGCGGAUCAGUGUCCUACAAGGUGUCGAAAGUCUCGACGUGACUCAAGGCUCGGUGCCGACCAUGAAAUGGUCCGUCGUCGAAGUCGGGACCGGCAUCAUCUGCGCCUGCAUCCCUUGCUUCAAGCCUCUCUUCAAGAACUGGCUACCAGAUAAAACCUCGCACACAGGUUCAUCAGGCCGUCCUAGCACAAGAGGGAAUCCCUCCUCGCCCAGGCUCGGCUCAAGCCACUCAGAAGCUCAUGAGCUCACCAAGGCUCCGGAAGGCUGGACGGCAUUCCACCAUCCAGUCCCCACGAGGAUCAAAGCAGAUUCGUUUGUCACCACCAAGAACUUUAUCUAA